Molecule: messenger RNA, 715 nt
Organism: [Torrubiella] hemipterigena
Lineage: Eukaryota; Fungi; Ascomycota; Sordariomycetes; Hypocreales; Clavicipitaceae
Source: the annotation of a GenBank genome assembly
AUUCCACCGAAUUUCUUCCUUUAAAACCGAAGCCCGGACGCGACCGAGUCUUUUUUCGAAGAGACCACCGCAUCUUUUAGAACUCCUUUCAUACUCUCGAUUCUUCACAAUGGCCGAUUCACUUACCGAAGAGCAGGUCUCCGAGUUCAAGGAGGCUUUCUCUCUGUUUGACAAGGAUGGCGAUGGCCAGAUUACCACCAAGGAGCUCGGCACUGUCAUGCGCUCUCUGGGACAGAACCCUUCCGAGUCUGAGCUUCAGGAUAUGAUCAACGAAGUCGAUGCUGACAACAACGGAACCAUUGACUUCCCUGAAUUCCUGACCAUGAUGGCCCGCAAGAUGAAGGACACCGAUUCGGAAGAGGAAAUCCGUGAGGCUUUCAAGGUCUUUGACCGCGACAACAACGGUUUCAUUUCUGCCGCUGAGCUGCGCCACGUCAUGACCUCUAUUGGAGAGAAGCUCACCGAUGAUGAGGUUGAUGAGAUGAUCCGUGAGGCUGACCAGGACGGUGACGGCCGUAUCGACUACAACGAGUUUGUUCAGCUCAUGAUGCAGAAAUAAGCAAAGCAAUAUUGGUUCGGAUUACGGCGUAAUAGACGCAACGCAACGGUACGCGAUUUGCAUCAUGGAAUAUGUGCCCUUCGCUGGCACGCUAUAGAGAGUGUGUUCUAGCUUCGUACGAUUUAAAAUGAAUGAAAUAUCUGCCUUGAUUGCGCU